This is a messenger RNA of Centruroides sculpturatus (bark scorpion), 1496 nucleotides long. It is a transcript of the gene Xpd, whose product is annotated as TFIIH basal transcription factor complex helicase XPD subunit-like. The record is from RefSeq and is a predicted model, not a curated record. The transcript is spliced from 13 exons. The coding region runs from base 85 to 1458 and encodes 457 amino acids. Gene Ontology annotation, molecular function: damaged DNA binding; DNA helicase activity; ATP binding. Lineage: Eukaryota; Metazoa; Arthropoda; Arachnida; Scorpiones; Buthidae. Gene Ontology annotation, biological process: nucleotide-excision repair; positive regulation of mitotic recombination; transcription by RNA polymerase II. Gene Ontology annotation, cellular component: nucleus.
CAUAGAUUAUUCAUGCUUCACUAUUUAAUUUAAUAAAGAGUGAAAAAUCUUGAAUUAGCUACAUAAUGAUUUUAUUAAUAGCAAAUGAUUUUUCUUUUAGUUUUACCAGAUGAAGUUUUACAGGAUGCUGUCCCUGGCAACAUACGUACGGCAGAACAUUUUAUAGCCUUUUUGAAACGCUUUAUAGAAUAUAUAAAAAUACGUCUUCGUGUACAGCAUGUUGCUCAAGAAAGUCCAGCUAAAUUUUUAAAAGAUGUUCUUCAGAAAGUUUGUAUUGAGAGGAAACCAUUGAGAUUUUGUUCAGAAAGACUUCGUUCACUUAUUAAAACACUAGAAAUAACAGAAAUUGCAGAUUUUACUUCACUGGGAUUAAUUUGUAACUUUGCAACUUUAGUCAGCACUUAUAUUAAAGGUUUUACAAUAAUUAUUGAGCCAUUUGAGGACAAAGCACCAAUGGUACCAAAUCCAAUAUUAUAUUUUAGCUGUAUGGAUGCAUCUAUUGCAAUCAAACCAGUCUUUGAUAGAUUUCAAUCUGUGAUAAUUACUUCAGGUACAUUGUCACCACUAGACAUGUAUCCAAAAAUACUGGACUUUAGACCUGUAAUUAUGGCCUCUUUUACUAUGACGUUAGCUCGACCUUGCAUAUGCCCUCUGAUUGUCAGUAAAGGAAAUGAUCAAGUUGCUAUAACAACAAAGUUUGAAACAAGAGAAGAUAUAGCUGUUAUCCGAAAUUAUGGAAAUCUUUUACUUGAAAUGACUGCAAUUGUACCAGAUGGGAUUGUUUGUUUUUUUACAAGUUAUUUAUAUAUGGAAAAUGUUAUUGCAUCUUGGUAUGAACAGGGCAUUAUUGAUAAUAUUCAGAAACGCAAAUUAUUAUUUGUUGAAACCCAAGAUUCUGCAGAAACAAGUCUUGCUUUAUUAAAUUAUGUAAAAGCAUGUGAAAAUGGAAGAGGUGCAGUCUUAUUAUCUGUAGCAAGAGGUAAAGUUUCUGAAGGAGUUGAUUUUGAUCAUCAUUUAGGCAGAGCAGUAUUAAUGUUUGGCAUUCCAUUUGUUUAUACACAGAGUAGGAUUUUGAAGGCUAGAUUAGAAUAUUUGAGGGAUCAAUUUCAAAUAAGAGAGAGUGAUUUUUUAACUUUUGAUGCAAUGAGACAUGCAGCUCAAUGUGUUGGCAGAGCUCUAAGAGGAAAAACUGAUUAUGGCAUCAUGUGUUUUGCCGAUAAGAGGUUUUCGAGAAUUGAUAAAAGAGGAAAAUUACCUCGAUGGAUUCAAGAACACCUUAAAGAUUCUGUGUGCAAUCUUUCCAUUGAAGAAACAGUACAGAUCUCAAAACGUUUUUUGAGACAGAUGGCACAAACAUUUUCAAGGGAAGAUCAAUUGGGUAUCUCACUUCUUACAUUAGAACAAAUACAGUCAGAAGAAAUUCAGAAGAAAAUUGAAGGAAAAGUCCAGUUACAAUGAUAUUGUGUAAAUAUUUAUAAUAAAAAAAUGUCACAUAG